AUGGCGUCCAAGACGGUUGUCAUUAAUGAAAUGCUGUAUUUUUUAACAAAUAAUUUUGAUAUAAUUGAUAAUGAAGCUUUCGUUUUCAAUAUUUCAGAAUUUUAUUCACAAGAGGAAGUUGGUAGUGGUUUAAAAUGUUUAAAAAAUGAAUUGGAACUGAACAAAAAUGAAAUUACUAUAAAAUUGAUUUCUCACGGAACAAAUAAAAAGGACAAGGUGGCGGACUGCAUCGACAUUCUCAAGUGUCUCAAAACAAAUAAUUUAUAUGAAAAAUGUCCGGUUUUUGUUAGCAAAGAUUUGGAAAGAGUUCCUAAAUUGGAAAAUAUAAUUAAAAUUAAUUUUGAAAAUCUACGGAAUGAAAUUAGUGGAAUGUUAGCUAAACAGCAGGUGUGUUUGUUGGAUACGUUUGAAAGUUGUAAAAAACAAUUGACACAGGUGGAUUCAUUCAACAAACAAAUAUUCCAGUUGAACGAAAAGUUGAAUUCACUAAAGCUCAAUUAUGAUAAAACGUUAAUUUUUGCAGAAAAUACUAAAGAUAGUAACAGUUUGCCUCGAGCAUUGAAUGACGCUAAUUCGAAUAAAUAUACGAACAAAAAUGUUACUCUAGGCAAUGAAGUAAUAAAAACGCCAACAAAUACUGUAAAAUUUUCAUGGGCCGAUAGAGCUAAUAAUGAUGUGCAAAGUGAUGAUAACUUGAAUGAUGAUGACUUUACGUUAGUUCAACGGAGUAAAAAUAAAAUAAAAUCUAGAGCAUUACCUUCAGUUAAGAUUAAACCAGAAAUUCCUUCAGCUGUCCAACGUCAACAACAAAUACAACAAAUUAAAAAAGUAAUUGGCAAAAAAACUAACUGCUCAACAACCUUAAGGUCGAUGAAGACUGAACCACGUAAAAAACUAGUCUACGUCGGCAAGUUGGACCAAUGCACAUCUGAAGAUCUCAUCAAUCAUUUGAAAGCAAUUGAUGUAAAAGCUAUAUCAUGUAUUCCUCUUACGAAAUCAAUUUUUAAUAAAAAAAGUUCAUCAUACAAUAAUAAUAACAAUACUAACAACAACUCUUCUCAAACUAAUGAAACCAAAACUAGCGCAGCAUUCAGAAUUAUGUUUCUCGAAAUAGAUUUUGAUAAAGUGAUGAAUGAAGACAACUGGCCAAGUGGUGUCAUUCUUCAUGAAUGGUGUUUCUUCGACAAUCAGGUUCAUCAGUCAGUUUCAAACAUUGCCGCUCCAUCAUCUAAAAAUGCCUAA
Molecule: messenger RNA, 1242 nt
Organism: Helobdella robusta
Lineage: Eukaryota; Metazoa; Annelida; Clitellata; Rhynchobdellida; Glossiphoniidae
Exons: 1
Coding region: 1-1242 (413 amino acids)
Source: RefSeq, a predicted model, not a curated record